Formica exsecta is the source of this 792-nucleotide messenger RNA. RefSeq names its product aminopeptidase M1-A-like. NCBI's taxonomy places the organism in Eukaryota, Metazoa, Arthropoda, Insecta, Hymenoptera, Formicidae. Gene Ontology annotation, biological process: proteolysis; peptide catabolic process. Gene Ontology annotation, molecular function: metalloaminopeptidase activity; zinc ion binding; peptide binding. Bases 119 to 685 code for a protein of 188 amino acids. Gene Ontology annotation, cellular component: cytoplasm. The transcript has 2 exons. The record is from RefSeq and is a predicted model, not a curated record.
CGAAACAAAUUUCCCGACGAUUGAGGCCCAACGAUUGUUCCCAUAUUGGGACAAGCCAAUAAGAGCCACUUUCGACGUUUCCAUAAAGCAUCACUGCAAUUAUUCAGUUUUCUCAAAUAUGCCGAUACGACAAGAGAAAAUAUACAAACAUAAAUUAAAUAAUACAGAAAUAUGUAUGCAAUGGACAUACUUCGACACCACUCCUUCUAUAUCUGCUCAUCUCGUGAUGGUUAUGAUUUCAUCGAUGCAUUUCUAUCCCAAUAAUGGCAUAGAUAAGGAUUACUUCUGGCGCAAUCCAGACUCAGAGCAUGUACAAUUUGCGGAAAGAGUUUCAAACAAAAUCAUAAUGAAGUUGAAAUUUGAAUGGUUUAAACUUCUGAAGAAAGUGAAGGUUCCGAAACUGCAACUUGUCGCAAUCCCAGGUUUUCGAAAUGAUAUUAAUAUGAACUUCGGUUUCGUCGCAAUAAGAGAAACAAGUAUUAUUUACAACGAAAAUCUACAUUCUAUUGCGCAUAAAAUAGAAGCGGCAUGGUCGAUAACACGUGUAAUAGUAUAUCAAUGGUUUGGUAAUUUAAUUAAUCCAUCUUGGUGGUCUAAGUUGUGGUUAAACGAUGAUCUUAUUACAUUGGUCGGAAUGGACGUUAUGAAUGCCAUCAAUGCUAUUGAGGUUAUUAUGUUUUCUUAAUGUAUAUCUUUAAUAUGCUGAAUAUAUGCAAUUAAAUGCAAUACUUGAUAUCAAGAUAGUAGGAAAGUUCUGGAACUAUAUAUUUAUAAUUAAAAAAAUGUAAUGUU